Messenger RNA from Entrophospora sp. SA101, 156 nucleotides. The record is from the annotation of a GenBank genome assembly. NCBI's taxonomy places the organism in Eukaryota, Fungi, Glomeromycota, Glomeromycetes, Entrophosporales, Entrophosporaceae.
AUGUCUAGAAUGAAUUUUGGACAUGAUCCAGAUGCUAAUGAUGGAGAAGUUCUUUGGGAUUGUUUUCAUCAAUCAUUACAAGCCAAUAAAAAAGGAUAUAAUAGGAAAAAAAGAAUCCUUUCUAUAAUAGCAGAAAAUUUUCUUAUAAAACUUUGA